Cornus florida is the source of this 1615-nucleotide messenger RNA. Its product is annotated as eukaryotic translation initiation factor 3 subunit E. NCBI's taxonomy places the organism in Eukaryota, Viridiplantae, Streptophyta, Magnoliopsida, Cornales, Cornaceae. Gene Ontology annotation, biological process: translational initiation. Gene Ontology annotation, cellular component: cytoplasm; eukaryotic translation initiation factor 3 complex; nucleus. The transcript has 8 exons. The record is from RefSeq and is a predicted model, not a curated record. Gene Ontology annotation, molecular function: translation initiation factor activity. Bases 121 to 1434 code for a protein of 437 amino acids.
GUUUCUGGUAUUUUGAGUACAAAUACCAUAAAUAGUUACGUUUAAUUAACCUCAUCAGCCUCUCUUUCUAUAUCUCUCUACUUUCUAGGGCUCCUUCACUCUCUCUUCAGCACGGCCGCCAUGGCGAACUACGACCUGACACCGCGAAUCGCUCCCAAUCUGGAUCGACAUCUGGUGUUCCCACUCUUGGAGUUCCUCCAAGAACGCCAAUUGUACGCAGAUGAAUACAUCCUCAAAGCCAAGAUCGAACUCCUCAACAAUACCAACAUGGUCGACUACGCCAUGGAUAUUCACAAGUCUCUCUACCACACCGAAGACGUCCCCCAAGAGAUGAUGGAGAGAAGAGCGGAGGUAGUGGCGAGAUUGAAGGCGUUGGAGGAAGCGGCUGCACCGCUGGUUACAUUUUUGCAGAAUCCAAAUGCGGUUCAGGAGUUGAGGGCUGAUAAGCAGUACAAUCUUCAGAUGCUCAAUGAUCGAUACCAGAUUGGUCCAGAGCAGAUAGAUGCAUUAUAUCGUUAUGCGAAAUUUCAGUUUGAAUGUGGAAACUACUCUGGUGCCGCUGAUUAUCUGUAUCAGUAUAGGGCCUUGUGCACAAACAGUGAAAAGAGUUUGAGUGCAUUAUGGGGAAAGCUUGCAGCUGAGAUAUUAAUGCAAAAUUGGGAUAUUGCUCUUGAAGAGCUUAAUCGGUUGAAAGAAAUUAUUGACUCAAAGAAUUUUUCAUCUCCUUUGAAUCAAGUGCAAAGUAGAAUAUGGUUAAUGCAUUGGAGUUUGUUCAUUUUUUUCAACCAUGAUAAUGGCAGAACGCAGAUCAUCGACCUAUUUAAUCAGGACAAGUAUCUGAAUGCCAUUCAGACUAAUGCUCCUCAUCUUUUGCGUUAUCUGGCCACUGCAUUUAUUGUUAACAAGAGGAGAAGACCUCAAUUUAAAGAUUUUAUAAAGGUUAUCGAGCAAGAGCAGUACUCUUAUGAGGAUCCCAUCACAGAGUUUUUGGCAUGCGUAUACGUCAAUUACGACUUUGAUGGGGCGCAAAAGAAGAUGAGAGAAUGUGAAGAGGUUAUAUUGAACGACCCAUUCCUGGGCAAACGAAUUGAAGAAGGCAACUUUUCAACUGUUCCUCUGAGGGACGAGUUCCUUGAAAAUGCCCGUCUUUUCAUUUUUGAGAUCUACUGCAGAAUACAUCAGCGCAUUGACAUGGGAGUGCUUGCUGAGAAACUAAAUUUGAAUUAUGAGGAGGCGGAGAGAUGGAUUGUAAAUCUUAUACGAACCUCAAAGCUCGAUGCUAAGAUCGAUUCUAAGUUGGGUACUGUUGUCAUGGAACCUAACCAUCCCAAUGUUUAUGAGCAGCUUAUUGAUCACACCAAGGCACUGUCAGGGCGUACUUACAAACUAGUCAGUCAGCUCCUAGAACAUGCUCAGGCACAGCCUGCGCGAUAAGUUUGUUUGUUUGUUUUCCGUUUUGGGGCUUCUGGAGAUUGCUUUUCAGUGAGGCUUAAAUUAAGAUUAGAGCAAUAUAUUCGACAUUUUUCAGCUAUCUGUUUCAGUUGAUAACUCUGGUUAGAUUUUCAGAGAUUAAUUAAUGUAUGUUAAUUUUGGAGGAAUCACCCAGUUCUUUUCA